CUAAAGAAAUUCCAGUAAUCGCAGAGCUCUGCUGGCGACUGGACGUCGGGAUCCGAGAGGCUCUAACAGGAGAAGAACAAGGUAACAAGGUAAAAGUGAGAGCGCGAGCGAGCGGAAAUCGAAAGUGAUGUCGGCCAUCGUCGAUGUGAGCUACACCGGUUGGAUGCCCUCGGUGCAGUGCCUCAGUGUGCUGGUGGUGCCGGGCGUGCUGAUCAUGGUGAUCCUCUAUCUGUGCGAGCACCAGUACGACGACAUCAUCGGAGUCUCGCCCCCGGGACCCUGGGGCCUGCCCUGGCUGGGCUACCUGCCCUUCCUGAACUCCCGCGCCCCGCACAAAUCGCUCCAGGCUUUGGCCAAGCGGUAUGGGGGCAUCUUCGAGCUGAAGAUGGGCAGUGUGCGGACCGUGGUCCUGUCGGAUGCGGCUCUGGUGAGGGACUUCUUCCGCCGCGACGUGAUGACCGACCGGGCCCCACUCUACCUUACGCACGGCAUCAUGGGUGGAUUUGGAAUCAUCUGCGCCCAGCGUGACAUCUGGCGGAAUGCGCGGCGUGAGGUGAUCGACUGGCUCAAGGCUCUGGGCAUGACCCGUCGUCCUGGGGAACUGCGUGCCCGGCUGGAGAGGCGCAUCGCCCGGGGCGUCGACGAGUGCGUCCGGCUUUAUGAGGCCGAGGGGAAAAACAGCAGUGGGUCGGAGUUCAACCCGCAACCGGCCCUCCACCACACGCUGGGCAACAUCAUCAACGACCUGGUGUUCGGGGUCACCUACAAGCGGAACGACCCCGACUGGCUGUACCUGCAGCGGCUGCAGGAGGAGGGCGUCAAGCUGAUCGGGGUCUCGGGCGUGGUCAACUUCCUGCCCUGGCUGCGGCACCUGCCCGCCAACGAGCGCAACAUCCGCUUCCUGUUAGAGGGCAAGGCCAAGACGCACGCCAUCUACGACCGCAUAGUGGAGGCCUGUGAGAAGCGUCUCAAGGAGAAGCUGAGGAAGCACAAGGAGCGCCAGGAGCUGAGGCGCCAGAAGAAGAAGCUGGAGAGGGAGCAGCGCAGGCAGGAGGAGGCAAUCAAGGCGGAGGAGGCGGCAAAGCUGGAAGCUGUUGCCAAGGAGCAGGAGUCUGGACAGGAAAGGGAGCAGGUUUCUGGAGAGGAAAGGGAGCAUGAGUCUGGACAGGAAAGGGAGCAGGAGUCUGGACAGGAAAGGCAGCAGGAGUCUGGACAGGAACAGAAGCCAGCUGAAGAGAUAGAUGUGAGGCCAAAAGAGAAACCACGAGAGGAUCCAGAAGAGGAGCCAGAAGAGAGCGACGAGGACGACGACGAGGAGGAGUACGAACCACACUGCAUUCUGGAGCACUUCCUCAUCCACCGGGACCCGUACUCGCAGCUCUACUGCGACGACCAGCUGCGCCACCUGCUCGCCGAUCUGUUCGGUGCCGGAGUGGACACCUCGUUGGCCACCCUGCGCUGGUUCCUGCUCUACUUGGCCACCGAGCAGCGCUGCCAGCGCCGCCUGCACGAGGAGCUGCUCCCGCUGGGACUGGCUCCCACCUUGGCGGACCUGGAGCCGCUGACCUAUCUGAGGGCCUGCAUUUCCGAGACGCAGCGCAUCCGCAGCGUGGUGCCGCUGGGCAUUCCGCACGGCAGCAAGCAGCCCUUCACCAUGGGCGACUACCACAUCAAGGGUGGAUCGAUGAUCGUGCCCCUGCAGUGGGCCAUCCACAUGGACCCGGAGGCCUUCCCCGAACCGGAACAGUUUCGCCCGGAGCGCUUCCUCAGUCCCGAUGGAGCGUAUGCGGCACCGCCGCAGUUCAUCCCCUUUUCGACGGGCAACCGCAUGUGUCCUGGCGACGAGAUGGCCCGCAUGAUCCUCACGCUCUUCGCGGGGCGCAUCCUGAGGCGCUUCCACCUGGACCUGCCGACGGGCGGCCAGGUGGACAUGGAGGGCGAGAGCGGCAUCACCCUGACCCCCGCGCCCCACACCCUGCGCUUCACCAAGCUGCCGGCGGUCUACUUGCGCGAAGCACCAAAAGCGGAGUUGGAGCAGGAUUAGGUAUCAGAUUAGGUAUCCUAUUCGUAUCCCAUUUUUUUUUAUUUCUUGAACAAUUAUAUUAUAACCUUUUGUGAAUGGUGGGUCUAUUGAAUGCGUGUUUUAUUUGGGCGGGUAAAACAUUUGGGCCUUCUACAUUUAAAGGUGAGGCAUUUUCACUACAAUGAUUCGCUAAGCAUUUAAUUACCUUUUAAUGUUAAAUAAGGAAUUCAAUAAAUGAAAAGUUAUUUUAAGAUUUAAAUCAAUAGUUUCGUUCGCGUGUCUUUGAUAGAGUAUUAAAAUAAAAACGGAUUCUGAUUUAACAAAUUCCAUACAUUAUUUUAUGGUAAAUAAUUUCUUUUGUUUUUAAAUCAAACCCUUUCGAAACUAAACAUAAUAAAUCCGAGAUCCCUUGCUUUUAAAACCAAAUUCUGCGCAUUUGAGUGGCUCACAUUUCGAUGAGA
Molecule: messenger RNA, 2484 nt
Organism: Drosophila rhopaloa
Lineage: Eukaryota; Metazoa; Arthropoda; Insecta; Diptera; Drosophilidae
Gene: phtm
Product: cytochrome P450 306a1
Exons: 3
Coding region: 128-2044 (638 amino acids)
Biological process (GO): xenobiotic metabolic process
Cellular component (GO): cytoplasm; intracellular membrane-bounded organelle
Molecular function (GO): iron ion binding; heme binding; oxidoreductase activity, acting on paired donors, with incorporation or reduction of molecular oxygen, reduced flavin or flavoprotein as one donor, and incorporation of one atom of oxygen
Source: RefSeq, a predicted model, not a curated record